Molecule: messenger RNA, 748 nt
Organism: Orbicella faveolata
Lineage: Eukaryota; Metazoa; Cnidaria; Anthozoa; Scleractinia; Merulinidae
Molecular function (GO): ADP binding; ATP hydrolysis activity; protein binding
Source: RefSeq, a predicted model, not a curated record
AUUGAGGCUGACCAAAAGAUCAAGCAAGCAUGGCAGCUUUUCAAUAAGUGUCUUGGUGAACAUUUCAUGACUGCACAGUGCCUAAAAGACUUUGCCGACUUACUUUUCUUCUCUGGAAACAAGACUGAACUGGAUAGAGCACUAUCGUAUUACCAAAAGGCUCUAGAAAUGAUGUAAAAAUUGGGGAUGGAUGGUCAUAAAGAGAGUAUUCUGACUCUAAAAAACUACGGAUUUUGCCACAAGAAGAAAGGUAACUUUGAAGAAGCAAGAAAUCUAUUCGAAAAGGCAGAGCGCGUUGCCGAGAUAGAACUAGAUAAGGAUCACAAGUGGAAAAUCAUGGUGAAGAUUCAACAAGCUCUUUUGUAUGAAAAAGAAGGAAAGAAAGACCAAAUGGAGGAGGCGCUGAAAGGAGGACUUCAAAUGUGUUACAGACUCGGACAGACGGCUGUAGAAAAACAUGGCUCCGACUUACUGAAAAUUCUAAAUCGUCAUCCAAACUCUAAACUCCAAACCGAAGUACACCGUCUGAAGACUGAACCAAUUGAUCAUGAGGGACUUUCGAUGGGCAAAAGGCUAAAGCAACCAAUAGAUGAGAUGGGCAAUAGAGACAAGAUUCAUCAUCCACAGUCGUUCCCGGGGAGAGAAUUUCCAAGGAAUUUGCGUGGUCCAGAUGGUCGAUCCAGCAGAGGUCAGUGACAAGUAAUCAAGAACCACUUCAGCGUUAGAUAUAGAAAUAGAUCAUAGAUGU